CUGCGCUGCACCUGCGCAGAUAACAGCAGAUCUCUAAUAAGUCAUAUGAUAAGAGACAGGAGGACAGGUGAUCAGCUGUCAAACAGGAUUAACAGCAUCUAGCUUCCUGGUGCGGAGGAGCAGGAGAACCGGUCUGUCUCUAGUGGGCCGGGUCAUGAGACUCCAGAGGUGGGUCUCCUUCAGUAAACUCCUCUCUUCUUCCUCUUCCUCAUCCUGGAGGCUGGCAUCAGCAGCUCUCUGCAGACAGGAGCACGUGUGUCUGUUCACUCAGUCCGCUAACAACAACAACAUGGCAGAGGAGGCGAAGAAACUGGCCGCUUACGCUGCUGUGGACAACCACGUCCAGAACAACCAGGUGGUUGGAGUGGGCAGUGGAUCAACCAUCGUCUAUGCUGUAGACAGAUUAGCUGAGAGGGUGCGUCAGGAGAAACUCAACAUCGUGUGUGUGCCCACCUCCUUCCAGGCUCGCCAGCUGAUUGUGCAGCACGGCCUCACGCUGUCGGAUCUGGACAGGCACCCAGAGCUGGAUGUGGUGAUUGACGGAGCGGACGAAGUAGACGGAGAUCUCACGCUGAUUAAAGGUGGAGGCGGCUGCCUGACGCAGGAGAAGAUUGUAGCCGGCUGUGGAAAACAUUUCGUUGUCAUUGCUGACUACAGGAAAGACUCCAAGGCUCUGGGCCAGCAGUGGAAGAAGGGAGUUCCCAUCGAGGUGAUCCCCAUGGCGUACGUUCCCAUCUCCAGGACGAUAGCCAAACGCUUCGGAGGCGAGGCCAACUUACGGAUGGCUGUCAGUAAAGCAGGUCCUGUGGUCACUGACAACAGCAACUUCAUCCUGGACUGGAAGUUUGAGCACGCUCAGAACUGGAAGGAAGUCAACACGGCCAUCAAGAUGAUCCCAGGUGUAGUGGAGACGGGGCUCUUCGUCGGCAUGGCUGAGCGAGCCUACUUCGGCAUGGAGGAUGGAAGCGUGCAGGUUCGAGAUCCUCCGGUCAACUGAGGAGUUUGCCAUAUUCACCGUCUUCCCUCCUCUCCAAUGACCUCACUUUACCCACAAGUGCCGCGUUCAUGCCUUCCACCCGGUCUCAGUCUGUGUUUUGGACAGAGCUGCACCUCCUGCAGAACUGGACUAAAACUCACACACAUCUCAAAACCAGAUAGAGUUAAGCAUCACUUGUUUUUUCUCAUCCUGCAGGUGGUGCUUCUGACACUGUGAGAUUUAAAGUGCCUGAUGAGUAAAAUCAAGUGCAUCUGAUAUGUUUAGUUUUUCAGCGUGUAUUGUUGUUAGAGUUGUGGUUCUCAACCAGCGUGAUGAACCACUGCAGUGGUGCAGAAUGAACCUUAAGGUGUGCCUUGAGAUUAUAUUUUAAGACCUGUUUAAAUAAAUGAUCCAUGAAAGUUACAUAUAAAAGCUCAUAAUCACACAUCAAACUAUUGCCAUCUGUUCGGCUGCUAGAAAUAACACAAGUCCACUCGUCAAAGUGAAGGCUCAAGACAUUGCAAGCAGUCAGAAAGCUGAUAUGCCUUGAAGUCUUUUUGUUUAAUUAGAUCACAGAAAAAGGAGUACUAUGAACUCUCCUACAACACCAAGAAGUUUUACUUUUUCAGGAAAUUAAUUUCCUCUAAUUAAUAUGCUAAUUAAAACUGAAAAAAAGCUCCAAAAAUUAAUGAGAUCUUUGACAAUUUCGGGAAACCCUGUGGUGCAGGUGUGAAGCUUCUAUUAUUUGGUUAUCGUGUUACAAUAAUCCAAUGUCGCCCACAUACCGCACAGCACAGAGGUGGGCUGUAAUGAAUAUAAUGUAGAUGCUACUGGCUUUUAAACAGACACAUUUCAACGCAUGCUUUAGUAGAAAAUGCCUGCGUAGAAGCUACCAAUGGGCCUUUGUACAAAAAAGGUUAAACCAAAGGACGAGGUGAAAUCAUCCUGUUGUUGUAAAAGCAUGUACUUCCUGUUUUGUCUCUGAAAUGUGAUUUUCUCUGUGUGGUCGCAGCAGCUUCAUCGUUCUUUCAGUGCCUCGGUGUAACUGAAGCUCCGUCUGUUGUCACCUUGUGUGUCCUACAGCAGCAUGUGGUUAAUUUUUUACAAUUUUGUGGUAGCAUAGUGGUACAUUUUUCAUCAUCUCAACCAUUCAGCUGCACUUGACGACAAUUAUAUAUCCUCUUUAUUAGGAAUUGCAGUUGUUAAAGUGUUCUGGACAACUGUGCGGGUUUAACAGGUAUAAUACGACAUCUGCAUUUCAGGAUUUUCACCUGGAAAUUAAUCCAUUCUGUCAUGCAAUUCCUUAACAGAGCCAGUUUGAAAUAUUUGGUGGUUUAAAUAUGUUUAUUUCACUGGCCAGUGGGGUUCAUAGUCCUGAUAUGGAAGUUCUUCUCCUUGAACUUUAGUGUAUGAUAAGCAUUGUGUCAUGGACCAAUGAUCUGAUUUCUUGGGUGAAGACAGAGUUUGAGAAAUCUCUGCGGUUUCGUCAGAGUUUCAACAGCUGUUUGUGUGCAGUUCCACUAAUCAGUGAGCCGGGUUAAAGUCCAAACCAAACCUCUGAAUGUGUUUACUUUCAUGCAUGUACCUCCCUCUACUGUGUUGGCUCCGUUUUGUGCCUGCAAGUUAACUUGCAUUACAGUUUUCCUUACACAAGCCAUCUGGUCACAGGAAGUCUUGUGCCAUCAACUUAAUGUUAAAUAUAGCUAUAGAGAGACGUGUUAUGAGGUAAUGAUGAUGGGCAGUUGUGCUAUAAAAUACUCACAGAACUGAUGUAGCUCAAAUCCGAACCAACAGCAACACAAUUACAUUUUAUGUGCCUUGGCACGCCAAAGCAAUAAAACACACUGCUUUAUUCAGAUGUAGCAAAAUGUAUUGAUUGUCAUAUUGUUGGAACAACUACCACUCACAAUCACUGCUACGUUUAGUUAAAAACUGCGUCAUCAGGUUUUAGGAAAGACAUUUCAAUGAACAAUAAUGCAGCAAGACAAAAGAUGUUUGGUUUAAUUUGUGUGCAGCUCCCAAAAAGAAACAUCCAAGAUGUCAUGUUUCACAAUGUCCCAUCUUUAUUGAAUCUUAUUUGUAAUCAUUUCAAGAUGUUGAAGUCUUAAAAAGCAGUACAGUGCAGCUUUGAAUGUGUAGCACAGUGCUCUUUCUGAAUUGUCUAAAAAUCAGAAGCUCGUCAUUCUUUCUCUCAAAGAUUCAAAUAGUCAAGUUGUCUUUCUUUACAGCAUGGAAAAGUUCCUUUACUGUCCAGAACAACCAUCAUUUGUUUGAAAAUUGUGAUAAUUUUUCCAUAUGAUUGAUAUCUUUCAUUUUGAAAUGCAGCUAAUCACUCUACUUUUGGCUCACGAUGCCUUACACUUUAUUUUUGUAUGUUUAUGUUUUUGUAUGUACAUCUCUGAGCGACUCAGGAGAACAUCAAGCAAAUGCAAAAGCAGAUUUGUCUACAAGCCACUGUUCUUAGGUUCUUAGGUUCUUAGGUACGGGGCAUCCGAUUCUAUUCUAGUCUAAUUGUACUCUCAUAAAUCAAAUGGAAGCGGAUGAAUUUGAGGAUGUAUCACGGCCUCAGUGGAGUGUAGACAAUGGUGAAGUUAACUGAACUGAGAAUACGUGGCCCAGUUUGGGUCCGAUACAAGUUGUACACCGUGUUGGAUAUUUUUGCACCAGCAUUUCUCUUAUUCCUUUCUUUACCAACAGACUGUGAUAUAAUUUUUACUGUGACGGUACUAUUUUCUUUUGUCAACCAAUACAGAACCAUAAUGAUAACAUA
This is a messenger RNA of Sebastes umbrosus (honeycomb rockfish), 3746 nucleotides long. It is a transcript of the gene rpia, whose product is annotated as ribose 5-phosphate isomerase A (ribose 5-phosphate epimerase). Lineage: Eukaryota; Metazoa; Chordata; Actinopteri; Perciformes; Sebastidae. The record is from RefSeq and is a predicted model, not a curated record. The coding region runs from base 155 to 997 and encodes 280 amino acids. Gene Ontology annotation, cellular component: intracellular membrane-bounded organelle. Gene Ontology annotation, biological process: D-ribose metabolic process; pentose-phosphate shunt, non-oxidative branch. The transcript is spliced from 9 exons. Gene Ontology annotation, molecular function: ribose-5-phosphate isomerase activity.